AAUAUACAGACAAGGCUACCAGAAAUAAUCUGUGAAAAUAAUGAUUGGAGUGAAAGCCGUGUUGAAGUCUUGAUCGUUAUGGUGUAUGUGAUGCGAAGAAGUCUGUUAGUGCUACAAUGAAUAUUCAGAUGGGAAAGAAGUGCGCCUGUAUUUCAACUUAAGAAAUUGGCCUAAUAAUUGCAGCUUUAAGAUAUUCUUAUUAUUGUUAGUGAGGGUAUGUUUGUGAUGUGACAGCCUAUUAUAAGUGCAAUUUGUAUGCUGGCCUACAGUGACUUUCAAGUAUUUCAUAAUAGUACGUGGGAUGAAUGAAGUCAUAUGGUUGUUGACGUGAAUAUGAAAACAAAACAAGGUGUUUGAACUUUUGUGAACCUGAAGUGACUGGGGCAACACCCCACAAUGGUAAUAAGAGCACCGUGUUUCCAUGUUUCUUGUGCUACCGUCAUGAAUCCUGUGACAGAGUUUUUGUUAAACACUCUUGCGUGGAAAGGACACGAAUAAUUUUUAUCUCGUCGUAGGAGAGCACCAAACUCAGUAAAUCAAUAUGGAAGGAAACAUCGAAAGAGAAUGCAGUGCGCUUGGAGGUCUAUUCCAACAAAUUAUAAAUGAUAUGAAAAAUGGAACGCCUCUAUGGGAAGACCUGGUUGCCAAGGCGACGAAACUCCACGCGUGCCUAAGGGCGACGAUCCAAGCCAUCGCCGCGUACUUGGACGUUUUCCAGAAGAUAGCGGACUCCGCGACCAACACUCGUGGAGCUACAAAGGAGAUUGGAACAGCAUUGACAAGGAUCUGCCUACGUCACAAGGCUGUUGAAGCCAGGAUGAAGACUUUCACGAGUGCCAUCAUGGACUGUCUGGUGGUCCCUCUGCAGGAGAAGUUGGAAGACUGGAGGAAAUCGGUGGUGAAUCUAGAUAAAGAACACGCCAAAGAAUACAAAAGAGCGAGGGCAGAGUUGAAGAAACGAUCGACAGACACCCUGCGGUUGCAGAAAAAAGCACGCAAAGGGAAGAAUUGGGAACUACAGCGACGCGUGGAGACCUCGCAGCAGGACGUGACUGAGCGUCGCCAUAUCCUGGAGGAGACUGAGAAACAAGCAGUGAGGGCAGCGCUGGUCGAGGAACGCAGUCGUUUCUGCCUCUUCGUCGCAUUCCUUAAACCUGUAGUGGAUGAGGAAGUAGCGAUGUUAUCAGAGUUGUCUCACCUGCAAGAAGUGGUGGACCAGGUGCAGAAACUCACCACAGACCCCUUCACCCUGCCACCUGCCAGUGAACAGGUAAUCACAGACCUGAAGGGCUCAGAUAGCAACUGGUCAUUCCAGACACCGCCCAGUAGUCCAAGCUCGCUGGGGUCCCGUAAAUCCAGCAUGUGCAGCAUUAGCUCCCUAAACAGCUCCUCUAGUGGCAGCACGAAGUCGCACCAUUCUCCGAAUCACCAGUACUGGCACCGCUCACUCUCGCAGCAUCCUUUGCCUGCGGGCAUUCUUCGCCUCUCCAGUCUCUCCUCACAGGACUCAGGCUUCACAUCGCAGGACAUGCUGUUUCCGCGUCCCGCCUCCAUACAUGGGGUACAGGUGUCCAACAUGUCAGAACACAGUGGCAGUAACUCGAGUACACCUUCAACACCAUACCCGGCUGGAGGAGGUGGUAACACCACAGGGACGUUGCCCAACACUACUGCCACGUGGCCAAACCUACAAGAGACGUUGCAGUUUGAGCGCGCGGCCACGGCCAUCAUGAGCGAUCGCCCGCACACUAUAUCUUCAGCUUAUGAGCGAGGGCACCAGCGACCUCCUCUUACAGUCUACACGUUCCAAGCACCAGAAGUCUCCCAUGUACAGCCCACCAGUCCAGUCUCCGUCUCUAACGCCGCAGCGACAGCGACCACCGCCGUCACUUCCGAUCCCAACAAGAGUGCUGCUGUUGGAAUGGCCAGUCCUCAGAAGUCUCCCUAUAAGCCUCCACAGAACCAGAUCUAUGCCCGCCCGCCCAUUCCGCAACGUUGCUCCUCCCUGGAGCGACCCUCAGUGCCUGCCAAGACCGCAACUGCGACCCAGCACAGGCCUGCCACCGCAACCACCACCACUGCCAAACACCUCCACAUGACGCAAGUCACAAAGGCCGAGGUUCCAAAGAUACCCAAGACUGUUAUGCAGCAUGUUCACGUGGGGAAAGAUUCCCCACAGCCUAUGUACGUGAACAUGCACGAGCUUGCUACAAUGGCUGCUACCAAAGCUCAAGAAAUGAAUUUCCCUCCUCCCCCUCCAGAGCUUGUCAACAUUCCACCAGAAAAUCAAGAUAAGACUGAACCGGGUGAAAAGGACGGUAGCACAAGUGAAAGUUCGUUGGAGUCAUCCAGUGGGUACGGCAGUCAGACAAUCAUCCCCUUGGUUUGUUCCGCUUCUUCUUCCCUAGACAUGUCGUUGAGUGUGUCUAGUUUGGAGGCUGCUAGCAAGUAUUGCACGCUGCCCCGCUCUGGGGACUUUGCCAUGUCCGGUGGCCCACGCAGGCGACCUGUCUCCACAACAGGGUACCCCAGCAACACUAUGAGGAACACUCUUCUUCGCCGCAGUUCAGUUCAAGUGCAAAAGCCUCCCCCUCCUAUCCGCCGGACUUCGUCAAUCUCCAGCAGUCCUGUCGUCCGUCAGAAUUCCAGUGGAGCCACCACUGGAAUGGGAAGCAUGGCAAAUGGAAGCCUUGAGAACCUGCCACCUCCACCAGCAUUCCUACUUGACAGCACCAGCAGCAGUAGCAGCAGUAGCAUCAAUAGCAGUGGUGGGGGGUCUUCAGUGGCGGCGGGGUCAGGCAUCAGUGUCGCAGAGACUGUGCGUACACUCACAGAGCUGAAACACACACCUGCAAGUCCCAGUGCUGUGCGUCGCAACACGGGGAGCUUUCGUUCGCAGAGUGCCGAUCGUAGGGGAUCGGGGUCUACAAAUGAAGGUUCAGGAGGUCUCAUUGCUGCUAUUGGUGCCAAGUUGGCCCCAACACUGAGUCCCAGAAACUCACGACGUCACUCUGAAGACAGUGGGGGAAGUCCAAGUGGUGGCAGUAGUAGAUUGCUUCAGCGCGGUGUAGUUGGACCUGGACAGGGUUUUUUGCAGGCUCUGAAUUCCAAGUUAGCAAUGCAACAACAGCAGCAACAGAUAGCAGCUCAGCAACAGAUAGCAGUUCAGCAACAUAAGGCAGCUAUGGUUCGCCGUUUAAUCGCCAGUCGCACAGUGCCCGACCCUGCCAUUUGCCAUGAAUCUCUCAUGGAUCAAAUCAAGAGGGGUACCACACUGAAGAGAACUGGUACUAUCAAUGACAAGUCUGCCCCCCAUAUUCGUCAAUAAGAUGUGCUAAACUCUGUCACUUGUUACACUUCUAAAACUUAGGUUUAUACUGACAAGGGCCUCCAUAUACUUAGCUUAGACCUGAUUUUUUGCACAGGAUCAUCAGAUUUUUUUUAUUCAUACAGCAUUAUGGUUAAACAGAAUUUUAUGUUUGAAGUGGUGGGUCUUACAAAGUAUAGUUUGGUUUCUGCACACUUUUAUGGUUAUACCCAUUUCUAUGUAAAUGGUGAUGAGUUUACAACAGUGAAGUGAGGUUAUAAGAAUGCAGGUCCUAGGAUGCUGAUGCGUGGAAUAUAGUUUAUUUCAUUAAAUAAAAGAAUUUGUAUAUUUAAUGAGAGUUCCUUAUGCGUGUGUAGCACAGAAUAAAGACUAGUUUAGUUGGAGUAGCUCAUUUCCAAGGUUAUCAUUUUGCCAGUAAAAGCAGAGAGUAUAUAAGCAGAAUUAGGUAGGUCAUGACAGGUGUUUCUCUUUGUAAAUGAAACUGACAGAAGGGAUCUUAACUAUAUGGAGGUAGGUCAGCCAAAGUCUUGAACUUUUAAAUAAGAUUUUGUUUUUGUAAAAGCAAACAAAUGCAGAUAUUGAUUGGCAUUCAGAAUAUAACAAAACGUUUUCUUCACUGCCAUUUCUAUAAAGUGGAUUGUGAAACUAGCAUCAGUAGGAUGCUGUAGAUUAAGAAAGUUGAAAUUAUAACAUUUUUUAGGUUAUCUUGGAGUUGUGCAGAAAUACAUGUUCCGUAUUGUAAGGAUUUGAAUUUUUGCUACAGGUGUAAAUCCUGUUUGCUCUGAAGAAAGGUGAGGAUGUUAGGAAUUUAUUGAGAAUUGCUAAGAUAGAGAUAUUGUAAGGGUCAAUUUUAUGUUAGAAAUUCAACUUUUGAUCUCCCUGUCCUGUUUACUAUAGAUAGUGGAUUGGGACAGCUGAUCAUUCUUGAGGAUUUGUAUUGUUUGAGGCCUUCACCAGUGACUGCUUAAACAGAGGACAUGUACAUAUUGAGUAUUUCAUAAGCAGCAACAAAUAAAAACAUACAAAAAGUCC
Zootermopsis nevadensis is the source of this 4360-nucleotide messenger RNA. The record is from RefSeq and is a predicted model, not a curated record. Lineage: Eukaryota; Metazoa; Arthropoda; Insecta; Blattodea; Termopsidae.